CACUCCCCCCCCCCUUUGCAACCUGAAGCCAUUCCUUGCAGAAAACUACCCUUCCCGCUUCACCUGCUCUCCCUGCGGGUGAAAGGUUUUUCCAGCACCGGGUGCUUUAAUGGUUAAAAACUACAAGGGCCGUAACAUUCCUAGAGCAGAAGAAAAAGCAGACUUUGGAAUAGGGAGGGAGAGAAAGAGAAGGCAAAGAGCGAGCGCUCUUUCCCGUCCCGCCCACCUGGGAAAUGAAAAGGGGCCAUGUGAAUUUAUAUUGGUCUGGCAAAGAAGCUCGGAGCUGCUGCCUGGAGGGAGCGGCGACGUAAAAGGGCGCAAGUCGGGCCGGCGAGCAGAGAUGCGAUCCAGCAGAGGGGAAGGGCCGCAAGUCAGCGGCAGAGCACCUGCCUCGGCGUGCAGAAAGCUCCAGGUUCGAUCCCUGGCGUCUCCAGGACUUCCAAGUUCCAGGCUUGACCUCUUCUACUGGCUGGAAGAAGACAGAAAAGCCAUCUUUGUUGAGGGCCCCAUGCAAGAGGAGACAGCAGCAGGACUGAGAUUAUCUCUGGGAUUAUCUCUCUUUCUGUCGCCCAAAGAUAGUGGGACUGCCAAAGCGAUCAAGGUGAAACGUUUUCCACAGGACAUCCCUGUGGCAGAAAAGGAGCAGGAGACUCUGCCAGGAAGAUGUGAAGAGAGUAUUUCCGGCCCAACCGACGCAGAUGGUGGGAUUGCAAGAGAGACCAAGGUGGAAGAAUUUCAACAAGACAUCCCUGUGUCAGGAAAAGAGCAUGAGACCCUACCAGGAAGAUACCAUGAGAAUAUCUUCUUCCCGGUGGACAUGGGUGCUGAGAUGCCAAGCCUGAUGCCUCUGGGAAGUUCACAUUCAAGUUUCAACUGGAGUGAAAGCCUUGCUUCCUAUGAAAGAAUUCAUAUAGGAGACACACUAUACAAGUGCUUGGAAUGUGGAAAGAUCUUCAGUCAGCGUAACUCCUUUACUGCACAUCAAAGGAUCCGCACAGGAGAGAAACCACAUAAAUGCUUGCAGUGUGGAAAGAGGUUUGGUCAGAGACCGCACCUUACUUUACAUCAGAGAAUACACACUGGGGAAAAACCUUAUCAAUGUUCGGAGUGUGGAAAGAGCUUUUCUCACAGACCACACCUUACUUCACAUCAAAGAAUUCACACAGGAGAGACACCAUAUACAUGCUUGGAAUGUGGAAAGAGCUUCAGGUGGCGUGAUACCCUUACUUUGCAUCAAAGAAUUCACACAGGAGAAAAACCAUACGAUUGCUUGGAGUGUGGGAAGAGGUUCAUUAGGAGAACAAGCUUUACUUUGCAUCAAAGAAUGCACACAGGGGAGAAACUUUAUAAAUGCCUUAACUGUGGAAAGAGCUUUAGUCGGCAUUACUCUCUUACUUUGCAUCAAAGAAUUCACACAGGGGAAAAACCAUAUAAAUGCUUGGAGUGUGGAAAUAGCUUCCGUCAGCGUGAUGCCCUUAUUUUGCAUCAAAGAAUUCACACAGCAGAGACACCAUAUAAGUGUUUAGAGUGUGGUAAAAGCUUUAGUUGCAACAGAACUCUCAUUUCAAAUCAAAUAAUUCAUACUGGGGAGAAACCAUAUAAAUGCCCAGACUGUGGAAAGACCUUUCUUUAUAAUAGAAGCCUUACUUUGCACCAAAGAAAACACACAGGGGAAAAACCAUAUAAAUGUGUGGAGUGUGGAAAGAGCUUUUAUGACAAUGGAACCCUUACUUCACAUCAGAGAAUUCACACAGGAUAAAAGCCAUAUAAAUGCUCAGAGUGUGGGAAGAGCUUUUCCCAGAGCGGAUCCCUUACUUCUCAUAGAAGGAUUCACACGGGAGAAGCCAUAUAAAUGCUCAGAGUGUGGGAAGAGCUUCAGGUUCUGCAAUUACCUUGUUUCACAUAAUAAGAUACACAGAGGAGAGAAACCAUAUAAAUGUUUUGAGUGUGGAAAGGGCUUCAUUGAGAGCCGUUAUCUUAUAAGACAUCAGAGUACCCAUAGGAAAGAGGAGCACUAUAUAUGCUUACACUGACAGGAAAGCUUAGCGUUUGUAGUUCACUUUUCAGUACAUCUUUGUAAAAGCACAUUGGGAGACAACUGUAUAAAGGUAUGAACUACUGACAAACCUUUGGGGCAAAUUGCAGCCCUCUUCAAUCAUGAAAGGAUUUCUAGAAGAAAGGACCUAAACCACACAAAAACUUAGUGGAAGAGAAGGUUCAGACAACGCCCUUACCUUUUUAGAAAUAUAGUUCUUUCUGUAGCCCCUAACCCCUGACGAGCAGCAGAUGGGAUCCAGCUCCAGUAACUUCUUUCCAAGGAUCUAAGGCAGGUGUAAGGAACCUUUGACCCUCCAGAUGUUACUGAACUAUACCUCCUAUCAUCCAUGGCUAUUGGCCAUAUUUGCUGGGGCUGAUGAGUGCUGUAGUUCAGCAACAUCUGGAGGGCCAAAGAUUCCCCACACCUGAUGUAAGGUGCAAUUGAAUAUUUUUGUCUAGUUUUUUAAAAAAUGUUUUAAAUAUUCAGUUAUUCUAAUCUGCUUUUUAAACAUAAAAUGAGUACCCAGCAUAUGCUGGGGGGUAAAUAAAGGCCGGGGACAGAACUGGCAAUCCCACCCCAUAUAUACGGUCUCUGCCUAGUAAACGUCGCAAGAUGUCACCCUAAGAGUCGGAAACAACUUGCACUACAAGUAUGGGGACAUCUUUCCGUUUAGUAGCUGUUGUAAUUUUUCACAAAGCUCGGUCUUUUUUGCUUGGUUUGGAUUUGCUUUCAUAGAUUUGGGUCUCUUCGCAUUUACAUUCAUGAACCGCUUUGAGUCUUUUUUUGGCAUCGUAAAUGU
Messenger RNA from Rhineura floridana, 2837 nucleotides. RefSeq names its product zinc finger protein 660-like. Gene Ontology annotation, molecular function: RNA polymerase II cis-regulatory region sequence-specific DNA binding; DNA-binding transcription factor activity. NCBI's taxonomy places the organism in Eukaryota, Metazoa, Chordata, Lepidosauria, Squamata, Rhineuridae. The coding region runs from base 110 to 1759 and encodes 549 amino acids. The transcript has 5 exons. Gene Ontology annotation, biological process: regulation of transcription by RNA polymerase II. The record is from RefSeq and is a predicted model, not a curated record.